AUGGAGCUGCGUUUCUCCGCCUGCGUCCUGCUGGUCCUCUGCGUGACCUGGGGAGUGAAUGGAGGGAACGUCCUGGUGUGGUACACCGAGGGCAGCCACUGGAUUAACAUGAAGCCACUGCUGGAGAAGCUGGUGGACGGGGGCCACCGGGUGACGGUGCUGGUCCCCAGCGCAUCGCUGUUCAUGAACAGCAGUGAACCCUCCCGCUUUCACUACGAACGAGUCGAGUCCUCCCUCUCAAUAGAGGUCAUGGAGAAGUUCAUGGAGGAGUUCCUGCAUUUCUCCAUCUAUGAGAUGGAGCAUAUGGGCUACGUACAGAUGUACCUGCGAUUCAUGGAGCUGUUCAGGAUUAACUUGAAGUUUGCUCUGGGGAACCUGGACGGCGUGGUGAAAUCUGAAGAAGUCAUGAUGAAGCUGAAGCGAGGAAACUUCGACGUUCUUCUGGCCGACCCCAUCAUGCCAGGCAGCGAGUUGGUGGCAGAUAUUUUGGGCAUUCCUCUGGUCUACUCCGUACGCUUCACCAUGGCUCAUCACUUCGAGCGGUACUGCGGCCAGGUGCCCGCCCCGCCUUCCUUCGUCCCCGGUGCUAUGAGCAAACUGACGGACCGCAUGGACUUCUGGGAACGAGUGUGGAACUUUAUAUUCUACGCUGUGCAGGAUGUUGUGCUAAAUCAUAUUUAUUGGAAGACUGUGGAUUCGUAUUACUCUGCAGUGAGAGGAAAGCCCACCAGUGCCUGUGAGUUAAUGGGCAAGGCAGACAUAUGGUUAAUACGAACCUACUGGGAUUUUGACUUCCCUCGACCUUUACUCCCCAACUUCAAAUACGUUGGUGGGAUCCACUGUAAACCUGCUAAACCAUUACCAAAGGAUAUAGAAGAAUUCGUGCAGAGUUCUGGAGACGCCGGCAUCGUCAUCUUCACUCUGGGAUCCUUCAUCAGGAACAUCACCACAGAGAAGGGAAACAUGAUAGCAUCAGCGCUCGCUCAGAUCCCACAAAAGGUGCUGUGGAAAUACAGUGGACAAGCACCAGAAACUCUUGGUCCCAACACCAAAAUAUUCAACUGGAUCCCUCAGAACGACCUCCUGGGUCACCCUAAGACCAGAGCGUUUGUCACUCACGGCGGCUCCAACGGGAUCUAUGAGGCCAUCUACCACGGCGUCCCCAUGGUGGGAAUUCCCAUGUUCGCUGAUCAGCCACACAACUUGAUCCACAUGAAGGCUAAAGGAGUGGCAGUCAUGUUGAACCUGAACUCCUUGACGGCCGAGGACUUCAGAGACGCCAUCAACACAGUGAUCAACGACAAAUCGUACAAGGAAAACGCCAUGCGGCUGUCCAGUAUCCACCACGACAAACCACUAAGUCCCCUAGAUGAGGGGGUGUUCUGGAUCGAGUUCGCCAUUAGAAACAAUGGGGCCAAACACCUGAGGGUCCAGGCCCACGAGCUCACCUGGUACCAGUAUCACUGCCUGGACGUCUUCGCCUUCCUGCUCGCCCUGAUCCUGACCAUCGUUUUCAUCUUCAUCAAGGCCUGCAGUUUCUGCCUGAGGAAAUGCUGCGGCAGGAAAACAAAGACAAAGUCUGAGUAAAGGCGUGGACUGACUUUAAUGAGUAAAGAAUUAAUGAGUAAAUGAACACAAGCCGUAACACUGCCAGUCUAAAGCGCCGUGACCUCCAAACCCUGGCUUCCAGUAGGACUUCAAUUACAGCCAGGUGAACCUGAUUUUUGAAUUGCAAACACCAAAUGGUUAAUUAGACAGGUGGAUGCUCAUUGGCUAAUCAAACAAAAUCACAGGAAGCAAUUCCAUUGAGUUGCUUUUAUUUGGAGCCACAUGAACAUUUCAGCACCAAGCCACGAAAAUUGUGUCACAGAACAUAAUGCAUGAACAAAAACAACAGACUGGCACACAGACAUCCGACAGUCAUUCUCUUCUUCAUGCAU
This is a messenger RNA of Salarias fasciatus (jewelled blenny), 1940 nucleotides long. RefSeq names its product UDP-glucuronosyltransferase 2A2. Gene Ontology annotation, molecular function: glucuronosyltransferase activity. NCBI's taxonomy places the organism in Eukaryota, Metazoa, Chordata, Actinopteri, Blenniiformes, Blenniidae. The record is from RefSeq and is a predicted model, not a curated record. The transcript has 6 exons. The coding region runs from base 1 to 1587 and encodes 528 amino acids.